CGACAGAAGACAAAAACAUCCCUGAAGUAAUAAUUGAACCUAAUAAGAAUAUAACUGAAGCAACCACAAAUAGAAAGAGAAGAAGCAGAGGCAAUAUAGAGAGAGUAAGUAGGAAAAGAAUUAGAGACGUUAGUAAGUGGGCGGAUGAAAAAUCUAAAACAAGUCUAAACCUGGGACUUGAACAUGAAAAUCGAAAAGGUAUUCAAAUUAAAGGAAGACAGAUGGGUGCACCAUGCGCAAACACAUGUAGCCUAAAAUGUGCUACCAAAAUAGCUAAAGAAGAUAGAGACCUUUUUUUGAAUGAAUUUUGGAAGUUAAAAGAUCAUACGAGAAAGUGGGAUUUUAUUGCUCGUCAUGUGAGACAGGUUGCCAAAAAACAAGUAACUAUUACUGCAGAACAACGGUCUCGAAGAAAUUACUUCUACAGUCGCAAUGAAAAAGAACGUGUUUGCAAAACUAUGUUUUUGGAAACCCUUAACGUUUCAGAAACUUGGAUCACUACAGCAUUAAGAAAACUGAAAGAUGGUGGAUCAUUAGAGGAAGAUAAACGUGGAAAGCAUACUAACAGACCACAUAAACUAUCACCAGAACUUAUAGACAAUGUAAAAAAUCACAUAAAUCAGUUUCCCGUAGUACCUUCCCAAUAUACCCGUAAGAAUACGAUGAAGAUGUACCCUGAAGAAGGGCUAACUAUCCAGAAAAUGUACCCCGAUUGUACAACGAGCAUUGCGAAAAAAAUAAGAUUACUAUAG
Diabrotica balteata is the source of this 752-nucleotide messenger RNA. Lineage: Eukaryota; Metazoa; Arthropoda; Insecta; Coleoptera; Chrysomelidae. The record is from the annotation of a GenBank genome assembly.